AUGGGGAAGCUACGCCGGAGGUACAACAUCAAGGGGCGCCAGCAGGCGGCCCCCGGCACCUCGAAAGGCCCUCCCGAGCCGCCCCCCGUGCGGCUGGAACUGGAGGAUAAGGACACGUUGAAAGGAGUCGAUGGAAGCAAUGCUCUUGUCCUUCCCGGGAAGAAGAAGAAAAAGACCAAAGCCCCUCCCCUGUCCAAGAAGGAGAAGAAGCCUCUGACCAAGAAAGAACGGAAGAUGCUACAGAGAAUCUUAGACCAGAAGGAGAAGAAGAGCCAGCGAGCUGAGAUGCUACAGAAAUUGAGUGAAGUCCAGGUUUCAGAAGCUGAAAUGAGACUCUUCUACACCACGUCCAAGCUGGGCACUGGAGAACGCAUGUACCACACCAAAGAGAAACCAGAUGAUAUGACAGCCCAGGGUCCGGAGAAGAUCAGCAGCCUCAGUGGGGCCCACCGGAAGCGCCGCCGCCAGGAGGCAGAAGAGGAGUCUGAAUCCUCAGUGGACUCUGAACCCGAGGAGGCCCCAACAGACAAUCGGUCAGAGGCCAGUGCAGGGUCAGCCCCAGUGCACCUGCCACCAGCUCCUUCUGGGGCCACAGGCCAGAGCCCAGUGCCCAGCGGCCCAGCCGAGACUCCUGCCCCUCCAGCAGCUACUCCUGCAGCAAUCUCUGCCCUAGCCAGCCCUCCUUCGAAGCCCGCCGUCUUCAUCCCUGUGAACCGCUCCCCUGAAAUGCAGGAAGAGCGGCUGAAGCUCCCGAUUCUCUCUGAAGAACAAGUAAUCAUGGAGGCAGUGGCUGAGCACCCUAUCGUCAUCGUAUGUGGUGAGACCGGCAGCGGGAAGACCACCCAGGUGCCGCAGUUUCUCUACGAAGCAGGCUACAGCAGCAACAACAGCAUCAUCGGCGUCACGGAGCCCCGCCGAGUGGCCGCCGUGGCCAUGUCCCAGCGAGUAGCCAAGGAGAUGAAUCUGUCGCCACGGGUCGUCUCCUACCAGAUCCGAUAUGAAGGAAACGUGACUGAAGAGACCAGAAUCAAGUUCAUGACUGAUGGUGUCUUGCUCAAGGAAAUCCAGAAGGACUUCCUGCUGCUGAAGUACAAGGUGGUGAUCAUCGAUGAGGCCCACGAGAGGAGCGUGUACACGGACAUCCUCAUCGGCCUCCUGUCCCGCAUCGUGUGUCUCCGAGAGAAGAGGCACUUGCCGCUGAAGCUGCUCAUCAUGUCGGCCACGCUGCGAGUGGAGGACUUCACCCAGAACCAGCGGCUCUUCACCCAGCCACCCCCGGUCAUUAAGGUCGAGUCCCGGCAGUUCCCGGUGACAGUGCACUUCAACAAGCGGACACCACUGGAAGACUACAGCGGAGAGUGCUUCCGGAAGGUCUGCAAGAUCCAUCGCAUGCUGCCUGCAGGUGGCAUCCUGGUGUUCCUCACGGGGCAGGCGGAGGUGCAUGCGCUAUGCCGCAGGCUGAGAAGAGCUUUCCCCCUCACCAGACACAGGCCCCAAGAAAAGGACGAUGAGAAAGAUUCAGUAGAGGAAACGAGGAGGUUUAAGAAGUCGCGGGCACGGGCGAGGAAGGCCCAGGCCAUGAUGCUGCCCCAGAUCAGCUUGGACAAUUACUCGGUGCUGCCAGCGGGCGAAGGCGAUGAGGACAGGGAGGCAGAAAUGGAUGACGACGAGGAGGAGGAGGCCCUGGGCUCUGACCUGGAUCUGGACUUAGGGGACGACGGGGCGGACGGAGGUGAGCAGCCCGAUGCCUCGCUCCCCCUCCACGUGCUCCCUCUGUACUCACUGCUGGCCCCGGAGAAGCAGGCGCAGGUCUUCCAACCUCCCCCAGAGGGGACACGGCUCUGUGUCGUGGCCACCAAUGUGGCCGAGACGUCCCUGACCAUCCCAGGCAUCAAGUACGUGGUGGACUGUGGGAAGGUCAAGAAGCGGCACUACGACCGUGUCACCGGCGUAUCCUCCUUCCGCAUCACCUGGGUUUCCCAGGCCUCAGCCGAUCAGCGGGCGGGCCGCGCGGGCCGGACGGAACCCGGCCACUGCUACAGACUCUACUCAUCUGCAGUUUUCGGUGACUUUGAGAAGUACCCCCCUCCUGAAAUCACCCGGAGGCCGGUGGAGGAUUUGAUCCUUCAGAUGAAAGCUCUCAACGUCGAAAAGGUCAUCAACUUCCCCUUUCCGACACCCCCCUCCAUGGAGGCCCUCAUCGCUGCCGAGGAGCUGCUGAUCGCACUGGGUGCCCUGCAGGCUCCCCCAAAAACAGAAAGGGUGAAACAGCUGCAGAAGUCCCGGCUGAGCUGCCCCAUCACCGAGCUGGGCAGGACCAUGGCCACGUUCCCAGUGGCACCACGCUAUGCCAAGAUGCUGGCGCUGAGCCGGCAACACGGCUGCCUGCCCUACGCCAUCACCAUCGUGGCUGCCAUGACUGUCCGGGAGCUGUUCGAGGAGCUGGACAGGCCAGCCGCCAGUGACGAGGAGCUCGCCACACUGAAGGGCAAGCGGGCCCGCGUGGCCCAGAUGAAGAGGAUCUGGGCAGGGCAAGGAGCUUCUCUGAAGCUCGGAGACCUCAUGGUGCUCCUGGGUGCCGUGGGAGCCUGCGAGUAUGCAGGCUGCUCACCCCAGUUCUGCGAGGCCAAUGGACUGAGGUACAAGGCCAUGUUGGAGAUCCGGCGACUGCGGGGCCAGCUGACCACUGCAGUCAACACCAUGUGCCCUGAGGCUGGGCUCUUCGUGGACCCUAAGAUGCAGCCACCUAACGAGAACCAGGUGACCUACCUGCGGCAGAUUGUGACAGCCGGCCUGGGUGACCACCUGGCCCGCAAAGUCCAGAGCGAGGACCUGGUGGAUGACAAGUGGAAGAACGCCUACAAGACGCCCCUCCUCGACGACCCUGUCUUCAUCCACCCCAGUUCUGUGCUCUUCAAGGAGCUCCCUGACUUUGUGGUCUACCAGGAAAUUGUGGAGACCACCAAGAUGUACAUGAAAGGCGUCUCGACCGUGGACAUGCAGUGGAUUCCGGUCCUGCUGCCUUCUUACUGCCAGUUUGACAAGCCCCUGGAGGAGCCGCCCCCAACCUACUGCCCCGAGAAGGGGCGGAUGCUGUGUCACCGGGCCAGCGUGUUCUAUCGCGUUGGCUGGCCGCUCCCGGCUGUCCAGGUGGAUUUUCCAGAAGGCCUUGACUGCUACAAACACUUUGCCCGGGUUCUGCUGGAGGGGCAGGUCUUCCCCAAGCUGGCGUCAUACAAGGGCUGUUUGCUGUCCAGCCCCAGCACGAUGCUGAAGACGUGGGCCAGGCUGCAGCCCAGGACAGAGAGCCUCCUGAGAGCCCUUGUUGCCAAGAAAGCCAACUGCCGAGAUGCCUUGCUGGUGGCUUGGAGCAAAAACCCCAAAUACCUGCUGGCCGAGUACCUUGAGUGGCUCCCACAGGCCGUGCACGCUGAUGUUGAGAAAGCCUGGCCGCCCACCCCUAACCACUGA
Messenger RNA from Rangifer tarandus platyrhynchus (Svalbard reindeer), 3471 nucleotides. Lineage: Eukaryota; Metazoa; Chordata; Mammalia; Artiodactyla; Cervidae. The record is from the annotation of a GenBank genome assembly.